AUUUAUCACGUCACGUGUCAUGUCAAUAUGAAAAAGUUUUAGUAGUUUUUUAAACUACCACUUUUGUAUAUCUAUGAAUGUAGCCGUAAGCAUUUGAACUAGUUGAGAUUUUUAUAAACAUUUUUGAAAGUAAUGGAUGAUAUUGAAUUUGCACAUCGAGCACGCAAAAGAAUAAAGGAAGUCAAGAAAAAAGCCAGACCAGAACUCAAUACUAAAGAAUCUUGGAAGCAACAAGGAUAUAGUUCAGAUUUCGAGAGAUUCAAAGACUUUGUAGAUAACUGUGAAAGAAUUGACCAGACAAAAACUUCACAAAGAGAAUUCAUUUCGAAAUACGAACUUCCUUACCAACCCGUAGUUAUUACAGGGUGCCAAUCAGGCUGGAAAGCCAACGAAAAAUGGAACUUGGAAAAGUUGGCCAGAAAAUAUCGAAACCAAAAAUUCAAAUGUGGCGAAGAUAACGAAGGCUAUAGCGUCAAAAUGAAAAUGAAGUAUUAUAUUCACUAUAUGGUCAACACAAAAGAUGAUAGUCCAUUAUAUAUUUUCGACAGCAACUUUGGAGAGCAUCGUCGAAGAAAAAAGUUGUUACAAGACUAUGAAGUUCCCUAUUAUUUCAGGGAUGAUUUAUUAAAAUACUCAGGAGAGAACAAAAGACCGCCAUACAGAUGGUUUGUUAUGGGACCAGCUAGAUCUGGAACAGGUAUCCAUAUCGAUCCACUUGGUACUAGUGCCUGGAAUGCCCUUGUAGUGGGUCAUAAAAGAUGGUGCUUGUUUCCUACACAUACUCCAAAAGAAAUACUGAAGGUGAGUGUUCCUCUAGGAGGAAAACAACGAGAUGAAGCAAUAACAUGGUUCAAUGUUAUCUACCCGAAAACCAAAAAGCCAAAUUGGCCUGUCAAUUGUAGACCAAUUGAAAUUCUCCAAAAACCUGGCGAGACUGUAUUUGUACCUGGCGGUUGGUGGCAUGUAGUCCUCAACCUGGAUACCACCAUAGCAGUCACUCAAAAUUUCUGUAGUCGAACAAAUUUUCCUGUAGUGUGGCAUAAAACUGCAAGAGGAAGACCAAAACUGUCCAGGAAAUGGUUGAAAGCUUUAAGGGAAAAAGAACCAAAUUUAGCUGCCUUGGCAGAUAGGAUAAUUCUAGAUAAACCUUCUGGAGUUGCCUCCGAUAGCUCAAGUAACUCUUCUUCCAGUUCCAGUUCAGAUUCUGACCAUAGUUCUGAUUCUGAUGAUGACGACAGUGGCCAGGAAUCAAUUUCAGCCAAAAAGAAAAAGAGGAAGUCUGAUGUUGAUCAUGAGAAUAAUGUUAAAGCCAAGCCAAAAUUGAGCAAUAUGCCAUCGCCUUCUCGGACAAACAAUAAUGGAGCUUCCAUAUCACCUUUCAAAACAGGGAAUAAUAUAACUGAGUGAUAUCUUCUAUUGAGAAUUAGUGCUUGUAAUAUGCCUUGUACCACUAAGAUUGACAGAUCAUUUGAAUCAGUCGUAUUUUCAUAUUUUUGAACAAUGAUACAGCAUAAGCUGAGAUAACCAAUAGGUAUUAUUUUGUACGUGUAAAGUUUAUUUAAAUAGAAUUAAAUGAAAUUGUUGAGAUAGUGA
Messenger RNA from Leptinotarsa decemlineata (Colorado potato beetle), 1593 nucleotides. It is a transcript of the gene PSR, whose product is annotated as bifunctional arginine demethylase and lysyl-hydroxylase PSR. The record is from RefSeq and is a predicted model, not a curated record. NCBI's taxonomy places the organism in Eukaryota, Metazoa, Arthropoda, Insecta, Coleoptera, Chrysomelidae.